Amaranthus tricolor (Joseph's coat) is the source of this 2179-nucleotide messenger RNA. RefSeq names its product serine decarboxylase. The coding region runs from base 308 to 1795 and encodes 495 amino acids. Gene Ontology annotation, biological process: carboxylic acid metabolic process. Lineage: Eukaryota; Viridiplantae; Streptophyta; Magnoliopsida; Caryophyllales; Amaranthaceae. Gene Ontology annotation, molecular function: pyridoxal phosphate binding; carboxy-lyase activity. The transcript is spliced from 6 exons. The record is from RefSeq and is a predicted model, not a curated record.
CCCAAAUUAAAAUUUCUAGUUUUGUCUUUGUACCAUACUAACAUUUUAUUAAGCGAAAUAAUGUAGCAACUCGUAAGGGUAGCCUAGCACUAGCAGGAUGUAAUCCUCGCACACUAUAUAUAACAGGACGCAGUCUCCCCAUUCUCACACCAUUGUCUUGGAUCCAAACAAUCCAUACAUAAACAAAUUUGCUCUUCCCUCCCAUUCCGGAUCAACGAUCGCACCUCCAUUUUCCUCCAUUAAUCGUAAUAGAGUUAAAAAUCAGCAUCAAAGCACUACUUUUCAAGAUUGUUUUCCCCUUUUGAGAAUGGCAGAAUUAGCUGGAUCGUUUGUCUUACCCAAAGAAUUGACCCAAAAUGUUGAUAUCUUGAACAACAAAGAUUUAGAUCCAUCUGCUAUUGUUUUUGAACCAAUUCCUUCUGUUGUUUGCAACGGAAAUGGAGUUUCUUGUAUCAGCAAUGGCGAUGAUUCCGUUGUGAAGAAAUUGAAAACGACUGAAAAUGGAGAGAGAGAAAUUGUAUUGGGGAGGAAUGUUCAUUCUUCGUGCCUUGAUAUUACCGAACCUGAGGAUAAUGAUGAUGUUACUGGCGAUAAGGAGGCGUACAUGGCUUCUGUUUUGGCUAGGUACAGGCAGAGUUUGAUCGAGAGGACCAAAUAUCAUUUGGGAUAUCCCUACAACUUAGACUUUGACUAUGGUGCUUUGGGUCAAUUGCAACAUUUUUCAAUAAACAACCUUGGCGAUCCGUUUAUUGAGAGCAACUAUGGUGUGCAUUCCAGGCAAUUUGAAGUGGGUGUUUUAGAUUGGUUUGCGCGGCUAUGGGAGAUUGAGAAAAAUGAGUACUGGGGAUAUAUUACUAACUGUGGUACUGAAGGAAACCUUCAUGGUAUCCUUGUGGGGAGAGAGGUGUUUCCUGACGGAAUUUUAUAUGCCUCAAAAGAGUCCCACUACUCCAUCUUCAAAGCUGCACGCAUGUAUAGGAUGGACUGUGUUAAGAUCGAGACGUUAGCUUCAGGAGAGGUUGAUUGUACUGAUUUUAAGACUAAGCUUCUCCAGAACAAAGAUAAACCAGUCAUCAUUAAUGUCAACAUAGGAACUACUGUAAAAGGAGCUGUUGAUGAUCUUGAUCUUGUGAUACAGACUCUUGAAGAAUGUGGCUUCCCUCACAAUAGGUUCUAUAUCCACUGUGAUGGAGCCUUGUUUGGUCUUAUGUUGCCAUUUGUUACAAAAGCGCCACAAGUCACAUUUAAGAAGCCCAUUGGUAGCGUCAGUGUGUCUGGACACAAAUUUGUGGGAUGCCCUAUGCCUUGUGGUGUUCAGAUCACAAGGAGGGAGCAUAUUAACGCUUUAUCGAGAAAUGUGGAAUAUCUAGCUUCAAGAGAUGCUACAAUCAUGGGGAGCAGGAACGGCCAUGCCCCCAUAUUCUUAUGGUACACCUUGAACAGAAAAGGCUACCGUGGUUUCCAAAAAGAGGUUCAAAAAUGCCUCCGUAACGCCCACUACCUGAAAGGCCGUCUUAGAGAGGCUGGGAUUAGUGCUAUGCUCAAUGAGCUAAGCAGUACCGUGGUGUUUGAGCGCCCUCAAGAUGAAGAGUUUAUCCGACGCUGGCAGCUGGCUUGCCAAGGAAACAUAGCUCACGUCGUUGUGAUGCCUAAUAUUACAAUAGAGAAGCUCGAUACUUUCCUUGAAGAACUAAUCGAGAAACGUUCAACUUGGUUCAAGGAUGGAGCCAAACAACCUCCAUGUGUUGCAUCUGAGAUCGGCAAUGAGAAUUGUGCUUGCCCAUUGCACCAGUGAAAAUCUUCUUGCGCGGCAUCAAUUUUAAGUAGUAUUUAGUUAUGUAGUUUGCUUCCGACAGUGUAUCAGUGUGUUGUUGCUGUUAGCUAUUAGUGUUUCUUAUUUGUGCUCGUGCUAUUUCGUUACAAAGCCGAUAGUGUGAUGUCCGGAAAAUAUCGUUAGAAAUGUGUGCAUCUGCUAUCUCAAUGCUAGAAGUUGGAUGGAAUGAUUGAUAUGUAAAAGGAACAAGUUCAAUUUGUUAUGUAAGCGUGUAAAGAACUAUUGUACCUUUUUAGAUAUAUAUGGAAAAUAGUGGGCUAUAUAUUUGAGAUGCAUAAAGAAAAUUGUACUAAAUGUACAUGUUUUAUCAAUCUAUGUGUAAUAGCGAUGCUGUUUUAUUUGAAA